CGGUGCGGUGCUGAAGGAAGUCUGUCAUUCCCAUCUGCUAAGUCACAGACCAUGUUCUACAAUUUAGCUAACCACAACACAAUAAUCCACCACACAUUACAGCAUCCCCUCCACUCACGUAACACUGCUUAGACAAACACACACACAUACACACACACACACACACACACACACACACACACACACACACACAAACACUCUCUCUCUCACACACACACACACACACACACACACACACACACACACACACACACACACACACACAUACAUAUACAUCCACAUAUACAUGCCUGCUAUGUUUGUGUGAGGAAGAGGAGGAGCGAGAGCGAUGAGGAGAGUGAGAAGGAAAGGGGGGAACAAGGAGAAGGUGUUUGGCUGUGACCUCAUGGAACACCUGAACACCACUGGCCAGGAAAUUCCUCAGGUGCUGUGCUCCUGCAGUGAGUUCAUUGAGGAGCAUGGAAUUGUUGAUGGGAUCUACAGACUGUCAGGCGUGUCAUCCAACAUACAAAAACUACGGUCUGAGUUUGACAGUGAGGGGAAUCCAGACCUGUCGAAGGAUGUGUACCAUCAGGACAUCCACUGUGUCAGCUCCCUCUGUAAGGCCUACUUCAGAGAGCUGCCCAACCCACUGCUCACCUACCAGCUCUACGACCGCUUUGCUGAGGCAGUGGCAGUGCAGUUGGAGGAUGAGCGCCUGGUGAAGAUUCAAGAGGUGCUGAGAUCACUACCCCCUCAACACUUCAGGACUCUGGAGUUUCUGAUGCGUCACCUGGUUAAGAUGUCCACUUACUCUGCUGAGACCAACAUGCAUGCCAGGAACCUUGCCAUUGUAUGGGCUCCAAACCUGCUUAGGUCUAAAGACAUCGAGGCAUCUGGCUUCAACGGAACGGCGGCCUUCAUGGAGGUGCGCGUCCAGUCCAUUGUGGUCGAGUUCAUCCUCACGCAUGUGCCUCAGCUCUUCCCAGACAACGCUUUAGGGGUGCCAAAUGAGCGCAGGAAGUCCCUCCCCUCACCCACCUCGCAGGAUGACACCUUCUUCAGGGCCAUGCCAUUCCAGUAUCCUGGAAACAUGAGCCCAGGUGACGGCCCUCCUGCCAUGAGGCCUUACCAUGCCAUCAUCGAGCCGACCGACAAGAGAAAGGGUUCACUGAAGGGACGCAAGUGGAGAUCCAUAUUCAACUUGGGGGGCCGGCUGCCUGAUCCACGCAAGCGCAACAAGGGUUCCACCAAAGAGAAAGAGAAGCAGACUUUAAGGCCAGCUAAAAGCAUGGACUCCCUCAGUCCUGGCCCUUUUGAUGGUAACCGUCAGGGAGCCUCGCCCACUCAGCUGUCCCCCGUGGCCCCCUUGGGGCAGGAAGGCGGAUCCUCCGGAGGCGGACUCGCCGCCAACAGCUACGCGGUGACGUACCGGCGAGGGGGCGGAGCCAGCGUGAGCGUGGUCAGCGGGAGCGGGACCCAGGGCACCUACAGCCGGCUGGACUCCGUCAGCGGCGCCUCUGGAGGGGGCGAGGGGGCCGGGCCCGCGGCGGCGGCAGCAGUGACGGGGUUGGUUGCGGGCGGGGGACUAGCUCCGGUCGCCCGGUCACCAGGGCAGGCCAGCAGGGCGGAGAAGCGGGCGGGGAUCCACAUCUCGGGGCCGUUCUCCGUCACCGUGCCCCUCCACAUCACCUCUGGCCUGCUGGGGGUCAUCCAGGGGUCACAGGGCGAAGAGGAGACCCCCGCCUCCGCACAAGAGGAGGGGGAGAGACGGAGGAGAGGCAAAGGCGAGGAGGAGGAGGAGGAGAAAAGGGAGGAAGAAGAGGAGAAGGAGCGGAGCCGGAAGGAAGACAGGAAGAGAGAGGAGGAAGAGAAAGAGGAAAAAGAGAUAAAGGAAAGAACAACCGAGAGUGGGAGCAGUAUGGGUGGAGAGAAAGAAGAGGAGGGAGAGGGAGAGGGGGAGACACACACACAAAAGGUAGAGGUCACACCACCAGCAAUAGAUGGAGAGGGUGAAGAGCGAAGUUUGAACGGGCAUCUGAGCAGUGAGGAUGAGGAGGAGGAGGAGGAGGAGGAGGAGGAGGAGGAUCUAAUUGAAGAGGACGAGGAAGAGGCAGCGGGAAAAGCAGAGGAAGAGGGCGAGACCGGAGAAGGAGAUUAUAUGGAAAUGCGGGCCACAUUGCUUCCACCAGCAUCAGCAGAGGAAGCCCCAGAGGUGGGUUCCUCUGUCAACGCUGACGUUCCCAUGUCUGUCGAGGAGGAGUACCCUGACGCAGAUCUCCCGUUAGACUUCCAGGACACGUUUGGAUUCCUCGAUAUGAUGGACAGCAUGUCCCAACCGAAUAAUGAGUUUUCGGUGGAGCCUCCUUGCGAGAACGAGUAUGAGGACAACUCAUGGGAACCUCAUGACGACCAGACCAGCAUUUCCCCUCCACAGAAAGCCCAGCCGAGCCCACCAUCUCCGGUGCCCUUGCGCACGCCGACCUCCCGCCCGAUGUCCCUCCCUCUGCACACACGACUGCCAAGCAAAUCCCACAGCCUGCCUUACAAAUGCAGCCCCUCCUACCCCAAUGUCUCCUCUUACUCAGACGAGGAUGAGGAUGAGGAUGAAGAUGAGAUUGUGCUCUCAGACCCGAGCGAUGAAGAUGAGGACGAGGAUGAUGACGAGAGGGGAGAGUAUGAGGACAUGUUUGUGCGCAGCCUCCCUAAUGAACUGGAGUUUCAUAGCCUGGCAUCCAGGGGCGAGCCUCUGCCUGCCAAUAGCAGCGAAGAUACUUGCCUCAGUGGCCAAUCCGAGGACAGAAUGCAGACAGAUUUUAUUCUAAGUGGUGGCUAUGUGAACAUGUCCAUGGGAGGCCGAUCGCAUGAUUCAAAUCAGACAGAAACAAGCAGUAGUGUUUCUUGUAGCCAAUCAGAAGGAACAGUAAUACACAACGAAGACCCGCUGCCAAUCAGCUCUCAGAACAUCAAUGACGUUGAUCAAUUACAAAGCUCACCUGUAACAGACACGGGCUUACUAGCCAAUCAGCUCAUGGACAUUCUCCAUCUUAGCCAAUCAGAAUGCUCAGAGGUACAGACAGACUCAAGCAACGGAGCAACAAACAAAGAGAUGGACGAGGAAACGCAUGGAGAAGAGAGGAAAGAAGAAGAAAUGGGAGAGGAGAAGACGAGCUGCCAAGAGGGACAGGGAGUGGACGCUGGACCAGACGCUCACACUCAGCUGGACCAAGACUCCACCAGCGCUUACCCCGGCCCUCCGCUGCCACCCAGAGACCAUCGCAACAACAAACAGACAGACUCUAACGGUUGCCAUGGCGAAAGACCCUCAGAUUGUGAGGUAGAAAAGGUGGACUGGUCAGACCUUCACCCAGCCUCCACCACUGCUGCCCCCUCGCAGGGUGAGGCUCGGACUUGCACUGGGGAAGGGUCAGCAUCAGAGUCAGAGACCUCCUUUAAUGUGGUUUCCCAUGAGCCCACAGGGGAAGGAUGGCAGGACGGAACAUACCGGAAGGAAGAGGAAGAGGGUGAGGAGAUGGAGGAGGAAAAGGAUGGGGAGAAUGACGGAAAGAUAGAGACAGGUGAUGUUGAUGAGGAAGAGAGUGACAGAGAGGGGGGUGGACAAGAAGAGAGAGUAACCGAUGAAGAAGUGGAAGAGGAUGGAGAGACAGAGAAAGAGGGUGAACAGAAGGUUGGCAGUAACGAGGGAGAGUGGACAGAGAGGGAAGAGGAAGAUGAAGGACAGAGACUACCUGUGGCAGAGGAGGAGGAGGAGGAUCAGCCAGAUGGAAGUGAGAGGGUAGUCACAGAUCAAAAGAACCUGGCAGAGGAAACAGCAGACCAGAGAAGCACAGGCGAAGAAAAGGAAGAGAAGGAAGAGAAUGAGGCAGAAAGAGGAGAAAACGAGUCUUUGGUGAGCACGGGAGAGGCUGGCGCUGUGAUUGGACAGGUGGGGAAAGAGAGGGAGGAGGUAGAGGAGGGACAUACAGAGGAGGGACAUUUGGCGCCAGUCGAACGUCAGGCGGCCGAGCAGCUGCCGGAGUCUCAGACAGACCACAGGGCCAGUGAGGGUGCAGAGAAGUCUGAGCUGCCCAGAGAGGAGAGGGAGGGGGCGGAGCAGGAGGAGCAGGAGGAGCAGGAGGAGCAGGGAGAAAAUCCCAUCAGCGAGGCAGAACAAGGAGGGGAGAGGCAUGUUGGAGAAGAGAGGAAGGAUAGAGAGAGUAAGACGGACGACAAGCCGGCGUCUCUGGGGCAGGGCGUGGGCAGAACUUUGGUGGUGUCCAAGCAGGCGCCCGUGAGGACGCACCAGGCCAAGUCUGUGCCCGUGGUGCCGCCCAAACCACAGCAGUCCCGUCUCACAGCGCUAGGCCUCAGACAGCAGAUGCAGAGCAGAGACACACACAGCCCACAGCAGAAAGACAGGGACGUGCCACACACACAUCACACACACGACCAAGACACCAAAGGACCACCACAAGACAUGCAGCACACGCCAUACUCGCAGACCCCAGACACAACAACACUGAACACACUGCACGAUGACAGGCAACAUCAGGCUCAGGUGAGGCACACAGAGUCACCUGUAGCACAAGAGCACACAGGUGCUGCGCUCCACACAGGAGACACCACACAACCCUGUGGCCCAGAAAUUGACCCAAUCACAGAGCACAGAGACACAGACCCACACCUGCCACACAUCACCAUAAACCAGCAACCUCCACAGAUGGAGACACCAGAGCAGUCACUGGACACCAGAGUAGAGCAACACGCUGCACACAGACAGAGAGAGACAGAGGGAGAGACUAGCGGGGAUGUAGGUGGAGCAAGAGAGCAGGGGGCGGAGGGCAAAGACGGACAGGCGGAGCAGAGAGACGCGGAGGCAGAGAGGUGGAGAGGUCCUCCCCACCAGAGCGAAACAGAGGCCGGUAGAGACGGAAGUGCUGAUGUUAAAAAGGACAAGCUGGGUCUUCGGGAAGGAGACCGCGAGCGUAGAACCAGAGAUAGGGAGGUGAAGAGAAACAGUGGGAUCAGCAUCUGCUUUGAUGAGGCAGUUGCCCGGGCAACCAGGGAACGAGAGAGGGAAAGGGAACACAGCGAGAGAGAGAAAGAGAGGGAGAGAGGGGUGAGUGUACAGGACGAAAAGGCCAGGCUGAAAUAGCGCUUGGUGAGAACUCACGGGUUCAGAGAGAGUCGAGCAGAAUGACUGACAGUGAUAGAUGAUGGUUUUAAAAUGUCCCUCACAGGUAAAUGGGCUGGCACCUGUCCAAUGAAUGUAGAUACAGUAUAUGACAAUAAUGAUAACAUUUGUUUAUUACUAACUCAUGAAUGCAAAUAUCUAUAGACCCUUUUCACAGCCAUUUUGAUUGAAAUAAUAGGGCAAGCACAGGUGGUACUAAACAUAUAAGUCUCGGUUCAGAUUAAAGCGCACUGUAAAUAGGUGCCGAUAUGAGUUGCCACGCAUAUCAGUGGCGACAUUUUUAACUGGUAAGCAUUGCUGCGAAAUAGGCCAGUGAUGUCACAACCUUUCCUGUACAGUUUAGUUCUUUUUAUGCGCAUUUUAUUACUAAAUAACUAAUGGUAUUGGUAUCCAACAACAAGGUGUAGAUGUGUCCAAGAUGUCCUGAUCUUUGUAUAGAUAUACUUGCAGGUUGCACAUUAGAGGGUCAUUCAACUGACUGAAAUUCAGUUGUUUAAUUCAAUCAAAUGAUCCACCAAAUUAAAUAAAUAGACCUCAUUUGUAUAAGGUACUUGGAAGGAAAAGUAGUUUUUGUUAGUUAGUUUUUGUAGGCAUGGUACUUCAAUAAGAGUCUGGUUAUCUCUAGUUGAGACGUUUUUCCCAAUAUACAGCUUUCAUUUGAUUUUGGUUCCAUUUUAUUACUAAAUUAAUACAGUAGAGGGUUCAUGAUGGAAUUUACUUCUAUAAGGGUGUUGUUUUUGGUGUUAGUUUGGUAAUUGGUGUUUUGCUUUCUGUUCUGUUCUGUUCUGUUCUGCAAUUAUCACAUGAUGUCUCUUAGUUCCAUUCCACAAUUGGUAUUCAACAACAAGGUGUAGAUGUGUCCAAGAUGUCCUGAUCUUUGUAUAGAUAUACUUGCAGGUUGCACAUUAGAGGGUCAUUCAACUGACUGAAAUUCAGUUGUUUAAUUCAAUCAAAUGAUCCACCAAAUUAAAUCAAUAGACCUCAUUUGUAUAAGGUACUUGGAAGGAAAAGUAGUUUUUGUUAGUUAGUUUUUGUAGGCAUGGUACUUCAAUAAGAGUCUGGUUAUCUCUAGUUGAGACGUUUUUCCCAAUAUACAGCUUUCAUUUGAUUUUGGUUCCAUUUUAUUACUAAAUUAAUACAGUAGAGGGUUCAUGAUGGAAUUUACUUCUAUAAGGGUGUUGUUUUUGGUGUUGGUUUGGUGUUAGUUUGGUAAUUGGUGUUUUGCUUUCUGGAAUAUGACCUCAGUAAGAGCUGGUUAUUUCUGAAUUGACCAAUUGAGAUUGCAUGUUCAAUAAACCUACACAGCUUUCAUUUUU
Messenger RNA from Sardina pilchardus (European sardine), 6489 nucleotides. It is a transcript of the gene arhgap30, whose product is annotated as apoptotic chromatin condensation inducer in the nucleus. NCBI's taxonomy places the organism in Eukaryota, Metazoa, Chordata, Actinopteri, Clupeiformes, Clupeidae. The transcript has 14 exons. Gene Ontology annotation, molecular function: GTPase activator activity. The record is from RefSeq and is a predicted model, not a curated record. Gene Ontology annotation, biological process: small GTPase-mediated signal transduction. Bases 329 to 5134 code for a protein of 1601 amino acids.